ACUGUGCAUGUGUGGUGCAAUCUUCACAUGUGGUGUUUGAUUGCACAAAGUCUUGUAAAACACCUCCAUAAAAACACUAGAACAGGAGAGAUCAGAGAAACUACUACUAACCAUUACACCACAGAACUACACUAGAGGACUUCACAAUGGCAGUUAGAGCUCAGUUCGAGAACAGUAACGAGAUUGGCGUGUUUUCUAAGCUCACCAAUACAUACUGUCUUGUAGCUAUUGGGGGUUCAGAGAACUUCUACAGUGUUUUUGAGAGAGAGUUGUCUGAUAUUAUUCCAGUGGUUCACUCAUCUAUAGCAGGAUGCAGAAUUGUUGGCCGAUUAAGUAUUGGUAAUCGUCAUGGUCUACUGCUUCCUAAUACUACAACAGACCAGGAAUUACAGCACAUAAGAAAUUCUCUUCCCGACACUGUAAAGAUCCAGAGAGUAGAAGAAAGACUCUCAGCACUUGGCAAUGUUAUUGCUUGUAAYGACUAUGUGGCUUUGGUGCACCCUGACUUAGACAGAGAAACAGAAGAAAUCCUUGCUGAUGUUCUAAAAGUCGAAGUUUUUCGCCAAACACUGGCUUCCAAUGUCCUUGUUGGUAGUUACUGUUCUCUUAGUAAUCAAGGAGGAUUGGUCCACCCAAGAACAUCUGUUGAAGAUCAGGAUGAAUUAUCUUCACUUCUUCAAAUACCUCUUGUUGCAGGAACAGUAAACAGAGGUAGUGACGUAAUUGGAGCAGGACUGGUUGUUAAUGACUGGAGUGCAUUCUGUGGUCUUGAUACCACAAGUACAGAACUGUCUGUCAUUGAAAGUGUAUUUAAAAUUGGUGAUGCGCAUCCCUCUUCCAUUGCCACGACCAUGAGGGCUUCCUUAGUAGAAAGUAUGACAUAAAAAAAGACUCCAAGUCACCAAACAAGCAAGAUGAGGCAAUAGGAUUACCAAAAACAAUGUACAAAAUUUUGGGCAGAUAUUCGAAAAAGAGCAUUACAAUGAACCAUUUGGAAGACAGUUUGCAUCUAAUUUUAUGGCAGAGGGCAAAAAGUUGCUUAAGCCAGACUUUUUUAUAUAUAACAGUUUUCAAAUCUACUGUGCAAAAAUAAGACCAACAUAAUUCAAGAGCCAUUACAUUUAAGAGAAUAGAAUUUGAAAUAUGUUAUUGCAAUAAAAUGUAAUAUAAUUUAUACAAUGUAUAUUUGAUUAAUUUAAACAAAGAAUGUAUGAUGAUUUUGCUAGGACCUAAAUACAUCACUCUGUAAUAUAGAGCAGUUCCAAUGUACAAAAGUACUUCAAUGGUGAACAAUGCUUGUCCUGCAUUGUUUUUACAAGCAACUUCUUUUGACCCUUAUGCUUUUGUUGGGCUACCUGUGGCAAGACACCAGUCAGCCCAGGAGAUUAGUCAAAGCACAGGUAGCCCAAGCUUGGUUUCUGUGGUGUCCUGCUAUAAGGAAAUUCAUGGAGGUUCAUCAAAAACGUCAAUAAAAUCAUUGAAACAUGAAA
Molecule: messenger RNA, 1490 nt
Organism: Actinia tenebrosa (Australian red waratah sea anemone)
Lineage: Eukaryota; Metazoa; Cnidaria; Anthozoa; Actiniaria; Actiniidae
Product: eukaryotic translation initiation factor 6
Biological process (GO): cytosolic ribosome assembly
Molecular function (GO): ribosome binding
Source: RefSeq, a predicted model, not a curated record